AUGGGCGAAACACUACCACCAUACUCUGAGGCUCCUCCACCAGCACGGAGAACUCUCAAUGGGGGAUCAAUAGCUCUCGUCUUUGAUUCCCCAAACAUCAACACCGAUACAUCUCCAAUUGAAUAUACCCAACCCUCCCUCAAAGGCGGCUCAAUACCCCUCACAUUGUCCUCUACAAAUGACUCGACGACCAAGCCUCACCACCAAGGUCGCUUCCCCCAAUCCUCGGCAUAUACCACGCCGCAGGAACAAGUUCCGACCUCGUCCUCGCCCACCACAACCACGAUCCCAAUCCCCUCGUCUACAUAA
Molecule: messenger RNA, 309 nt
Organism: Cadophora gregata
Lineage: Eukaryota; Fungi; Ascomycota; Leotiomycetes; Helotiales; Ploettnerulaceae
Exons: 1
Coding region: 1-309 (102 amino acids)
Source: RefSeq, a predicted model, not a curated record